AUGUCGUCGAUAGCACGGAAGCGUUUGGCAUUGGAGCGCGCUGAGUGGCGGGCGGACCACCCGGCGGGUUUUGCGGCACGGUAUGCGCCGGCUGAAGAGGGGCAGGCGGCGGAUCCGUUGAAGUGGGUUUGCAAAAUCCCGGGGAAGAAAGGUGGCUAUUGGGAGGGCGGUGAGUACACAUUACUGAUGGACUUUAGCGAGGACUACCCGUCGAAACCACCCAAGUGCCGGUUCACACCUGUCCUAUUCCACCCUAACAUCUACCCUAGUGGCACCGUUUGCCUAUCCAUCCUCAGUGAGGACGAGGACUGGAAACCCUCCAUCACUAUCAAACAAGUCCUCCUUGGUAUUCAAGACCUUCUAGACCACCCUAAUAUCAAUUCCCCCGCACAGUCAGAACCUUACACACUUUACCAACAAAACAGGCAAGAAUACAUCAAACGGGUCAAGGCACAAGCACUUGGUCUCCGACCAAAGGAUUAA
Molecule: messenger RNA, 483 nt
Organism: Gregarina niphandrodes
Lineage: Eukaryota; Apicomplexa; Conoidasida; Eugregarinorida; Gregarinidae
Product: putative ubiquitin conjugating enzyme
Exons: 1
Coding region: 1-483 (160 amino acids)
Biological process (GO): protein sumoylation
Cellular component (GO): nucleus
Molecular function (GO): SUMO conjugating enzyme activity
Source: RefSeq, a predicted model, not a curated record